AUGAAACCAGGUUUAUUCUCCGCAUUACCAAGCAAGGAAGAAUCAACAUACGGUGAAAUGUUGACUGGUUUGAAGAAAGCUGCGACCAGUCUUGGUAUCCUGCUGCAACCCCAGACAAUAUUAAUCGAUUUUGAAUUAGCAGCAUAUAAUGCAUUUUCCGAAGCAUUUCCAAAUGCUAUUGUGAAAGGUUGUUAUUUUCAUUUCACCCAGAAUAUAUGGAAAAGGAUUCAAAAAUUACAUUUGGUAAAGGAAUGCAAAGAUCAAACUGUACGACGAGAAAUAGCGAACAUUAUGUCAUUACCAUUGUUACCAGCACAUGAAAUUGACACUGUUAUGGAAUUAGUAAUUGAUGUAUUAAGCAAUAUUUCUGUUAAAUUUCUUAAAUUAACUGAUUAUGUUGUUACAAAUUAUGUGGAAAAAGAAAGAUUUGAUAUAUCAUUUUGGAACUUGUAUGAUAUUAUUGGAAGAAGACCACGAACCAACAAUCAUCUGGAAGGAUGGCAUCGCUAUCAAAAUUCGUGA
Molecule: messenger RNA, 522 nt
Organism: Didymodactylos carnosus
Lineage: Eukaryota; Metazoa; Rotifera; Eurotatoria; Philodinida; Philodinidae
Source: the annotation of a GenBank genome assembly